AAACAUCUCAGAAUAUUCUGUACGCCUCUGCUACAAAACCCUCAAACAAACAGAAACGUUACGUAACACCACUCCCAUACGGAAUAGAGGCUGAGAGGAUGAUCUCGCUUCAGGUUUGUGUGGUAUGUUUCGUUCUUCUAGUUCCGGAGGGUCAUUCUGGAGAGCUGUUAAAGCAAACUGUAAAAGCUACAGACAGUUCGAUUGAAGGAUAUCUCACAGAGAGAACCUGCUGGUGGAACGAAAUUUGCAAAGAAGAGUUCCGAAGCCUAUUCCGUUGUAAAUGUCCAGAGUGGUCCUACUGUAGAGCACCAGGACGAUAUUAUAAUGCCUUCUGCUCCAUGGCGAAUACCGGAUUUAUCUGGCUACAGCCUGGACUUAAAGUACAACCAAAGUAAAGCCGUAUCAUAGUAUAUACUAAAAUGGAACUUUUAGGGAAUUUUAAGCAAUUUAUUCGGCCUAAUUCUAUAUUUUAUUCCAAAAUAGGGUACUUUUUAGAUUCCAAAAGAAUGAAAGUUUGAACAUUUCUCAAAAAAAAAACAAAUGUCUUUCAUUGAGUUGGUCCUGUACUUCAAUACAAAAUUUCUAAUUUAUGAUUCGAGAAUUAGCAAAUUUAUUAUUAAAUAUUUUGAACGAAAAUUUACUUUUUGUUAAUGUAUAAUAAAUCUAUUGUAAGUUGUUAAAGUAAACUAAAAGCAGUA
This is a messenger RNA of Anthonomus grandis grandis, 698 nucleotides long. RefSeq lists its product as uncharacterized. NCBI's taxonomy places the organism in Eukaryota, Metazoa, Arthropoda, Insecta, Coleoptera, Curculionidae. The record is from RefSeq and is a predicted model, not a curated record. Bases 99 to 395 code for a protein of 98 amino acids. The transcript has 3 exons.